This is a messenger RNA of Pelobates fuscus (common spadefoot toad), 3035 nucleotides long. RefSeq names its product transducin beta like 3 (gene TBL3). The transcript has 22 exons. Gene Ontology annotation, cellular component: 90S preribosome; small-subunit processome; nucleolus. The coding region runs from base 75 to 2564 and encodes 829 amino acids. Gene Ontology annotation, molecular function: protein binding; U3 snoRNA binding. The record is from RefSeq and is a predicted model, not a curated record. Lineage: Eukaryota; Metazoa; Chordata; Amphibia; Anura; Pelobatidae. Gene Ontology annotation, biological process: endonucleolytic cleavage in 5'-ETS of tricistronic rRNA transcript (SSU-rRNA, 5.8S rRNA, LSU-rRNA); endonucleolytic cleavage to generate mature 5'-end of SSU-rRNA from (SSU-rRNA, 5.8S rRNA, LSU-rRNA).
AGCUGCAGGAAACACAUGGCUUGUGGCUCUCCGCGUGUGACUGGCACAGAGACCCUGACGGGUUAAAGAUAAACAUGGCGACGGCCGGUGUGCAGUUUAAAACCAACUAUGCUGUAACCCGAAAAAUUGAUGCUUUUUACAAAGGAGGAAAAAUCCAGGUCAAUAAAGAUGGAACCUAUUUGUUUUGCAUCUGUGGAAAUAAACUUAACAUCCUGGACAUUGCGACUGGAGCUGUUAGUUACACGAUCGAACAGGACGACCAAGAAGACAUCACAUCAUUUGCACUAAGUCCAGAUGAUGAGAUUCUGGUAACCGGCAGCCGUGCCCUUUUACUGAAGCAGUGGGAAUGGAAAGACGGCAAGUGUUCCCGUACGUGGAAAGCCAUCCACACGGCCCCAGUAGCCAGCAUGACCUUUGAUUCGACAUCCACACUGCUGGCCACAGGAGGCUGCGACAGCACAAUUAAGAUCUGGGACGUCAUCAAGCAGUACUGUACGCACAACUUGAAAGGAUCCGCGGGGGUAGUGCAUCUGGUCCAGUUUCACCCGGACAUGUCUCGGCUUCAGCUCUUCUCAUCCUCCAUGGAUUAUAAGAUACGGAUUUGGGACCUAAAAUCCAGCAAGUGCUUGAGCAUCCUGGAAACACAUUUCAGUGCGGUUACCUCCCUCUGCUUUUCACCCGAUGGAGACACUAUGAUCAGUUCAGGUCGUGAUAAAAUUUGUGCUGUAUGGGAUCUGAAUACCAAAAGCACGAAGAGGACCGUGCCAGUGUACGAGAGCGUUGAGGCUGUUGUCCUUCUCCCUAACACUCCUGGCAUAAUAGGAGGAGAAACGAGUACAGAGUCGGUCCUUUUCCUUACGGCUGGCAGUAAAGGUAUACUAAGGGUGUGGAAUGCCUCCUCGGCAAAGUGUGUGCACAGUCAGACGUUGCCUCAUUCCACAACCAAAGUCUCGGACGAAGAGGCCAACGAACACAGCCUGACGCAUUGUCUUCUCCUCCCUGAUCAGCGGCAAGUCAUCACAGUUACCGUUGAACACAACAUCCAGAUGUACGAUCUUCAGAAUUUAGAGCUGAAAAAGCAGUUUGUAGGCUACAACGACGAGGUCCUGGACGUGAAAUUCUUGGGUCCUUCUGAUUCUCACAUAGUGCUGGCUACCAACAGCCCCCAAAUAAAAGUGUUUGAGCUGGCAACGUCUAACUGCCAGAUACUGCAUGGGCACACAGAGACUGUUCUCGCCCUGGACAUUUUUAAGAAAGCCCUCGUGUUUGCUAGCUGCUCCAAGGACAGGACCGUUAGAAUUUGGCAAAUGGAUAAGGUGACCGGAACGGUGUCAUGUGUGGCACAGGGCAGUGGUCACACAAACGGAGUGGGUGCAAUCUCAUGUUCCAGGUUGAAGCAGUCCUUCAUAGUAAGUGGCAGUCAAGAUUUCACUAUGAAGCUGUGGAAACUCCCAGAAUCCAUUUCGUCUAAGAAAACGGAUGCCGAUCUCUCUGGGUCUGAAGUGUUGCAUGCCAGUUUUACUGAGAAAGCUCAUGACAAGGACAUUAACAGCAUUGCGAUAUCACCAAAUGACAAGCUGGUAGCUUCAGGAUCUCAGGACCGGACCGCCAAGCUGUGGUCAGCCGCUGACUUCUCCCUCCUGGGUGUCUUCAAAGGACACAAGAGAGGUAUCUGGUGUGUGCAGUUUUCACCUGCUGACCAAGUUCUGGCCACGUCAUCAGCAGACGGAUCCCUUAAACUGUGGGGCCUCCAGGAUUUUAGCUGUUUGAAGACAUUUGAGGGCCACGAUGCAUCUGUACUGAAGGUGAUAUUUGUGAGCCGUGGCACCCAGUUACUCACAAGUGGCUCCGAUGGUCUGCUAAAACUCUGGACGAUAAAAACCAAUGAGUGCGUUAAGACUUUGGACGCACAUGAGGAUAAGGUAUGGGGCCUGCACAGCAACCGGCAAGAUGAUACCAUAGUAACUGGGUCUGCAGACUCUGUUAUUAUGCUGUGGAAGGAUGUCACAGAAAUCGAGCUGGCUGAGGAGCAGACUAAGCAGGAGGAAGAGAUCCUGAAGGAGCAAGAACUUUCAAAUCUUCUACAUGAGAAGAGAUUUCUGAAAGCCCUCGGGCUUGCCAUCUCCUUAGAUAAACCGCACACAGUACUUACAGUCAUAAAAGCUGUCUUACGUGAGCCACAAGGGAAAGACGACCUGGAAAACACCAUUUUGAGAUUGCGCCAAGAUCAGAGAGAGUCCAUUCUCAAGUACUGCUGCGUGUGGAACACAAACUCUCGCAACUGUCAUGAGGCUCAGUCAGUGCUGAAUGUCCUUCUAACCCACGAGUCACCGGAUGUACUCCUGCAGUACAGCGGCAUUCGAGGCAACGUUGAAUCCCUCAUACCCUACACUGAGCGACACCUGCAGAGAAUGGGACGGUUACUACAAUCCUCCAUGUUUGUGGAUUUCAUGUGGCAACACAUGAGACUGAAAGACUUACCAGAGCACGAAGAAAAGAGUCCAGUAUCAUUUCCUACAAGUGCUGAUCAAACUGCGGCAAAGCAAGUGAGCACCACAACAUAAGGGCUUGAGGCUUACAACAUACUGUAUUGAGCAGGCAUAUCCUGGAGAGGAAGCCAUUCUCUGCGCACCCCAACUGCGUGUAUGGAUCAAAUCUGCUGAUUUGUAUGGACGGCUCGUUCAUUAUGUACGUGAUCCACUGGCUACCUGUACACACUGACCACCAGUACUACUGUGCUUUGUCCUUUUACUGGAUAUUGUGUUGAGAUAUCCGGAUAUAUACUUUUGGUUUUAAAAACUAAUUUUAUCUAACAAAGGAUGGUAAUAAUAACUUGGGGGCCUUUCACAAGCAAUAGCAAAUAAAUGACGUCCAGCCUGUGUUAAAGUCUUGCACUAUGGCGGAUUAAAAGGCUCGCCAUCUCAUGUUUUGCUCUGUUCUUCAUACAAUGAGUGGCUGUUAAAGUUCAUCUUCUUAAUGGUGCCUUUAAAAUUAUUUUAUGAAGUGUCGUUGUACUUGGCAUGACAUCAAUUCUA